This is a messenger RNA of Morus notabilis, 1329 nucleotides long. RefSeq names its product protein MET1, chloroplastic. Lineage: Eukaryota; Viridiplantae; Streptophyta; Magnoliopsida; Rosales; Moraceae. Bases 95 to 1135 code for a protein of 346 amino acids. The record is from RefSeq and is a predicted model, not a curated record. Gene Ontology annotation, molecular function: protein binding. The transcript is spliced from 7 exons.
CACUUCUUCACUAAUGGCCACGCUUUGUUCCAACGUUUUAGUACUUCACAAAGAUCUUCUCUUCCUCCUCUGAAUUUCCACCGAACAAAUCACCAUGUCUUUAGCUCCGACUCCGAGCAGUAAUUUGUCUCUCUACUGUUCACCACCAUUAGCAAAAACAGUCCCAACAUUAAGACGGUACAAUAUUUUCGCAACAUCAUCUAGUUUCUUCCACAUCAACAAGUCUUUCUCAUUCAAGAGCAACGAUUCAUUUCUAAGGAAUUCAAGAUUUUUUUCGAAUACCCGAUUGGAGAAACCGUCGGUUUUGAUAGCGAGGGCGUCGGAAACGGAUGCCCAGACGGCGGAAAGCAAAGGCGGAGAAGGAGGAGGAGGAGAGGAGCAGUAUGAAGAGUAUGAGGUGGAAAUAGAGCAGCCUUAUGGCCUGAAAUUUGCCAAGGGAAGAGAUGGCGGGACUUAUAUUGAUGCCAUUGCGCCGGGGGGCUCGGCUGACGAGACUGGCAAGUUCACUGUUGGGGAUAGAGUGCUUGCCACCAGCGCUGUUUUUGGGGACGAAAUAUGGCCUGCAGCUGAAUAUGGGCGGACAAUGUACACCAUGCGUCAGAGAAUUGGCCCUCUACUCAUGAAAAUGCAGAAGAGAUACGGGAAGAAAGAUGAUGGGGGCGAAUUGACAGAGAAGGAGAUUAUCAGAGCUGAAAGAAAUGCAGGCUUUAUUAGCAAUAGAGUGAGAGAAAUCCAAAUGCAAAACUACCUGCGGAAAAAGGAACAGAAAGAACAGAGAGAAAAGGAUCUUAGAGAAGGGUUGCAGCUUUACAAGAAUGCCAAGUACGAGGAAGCCUUGGAGAAAUUUGAGUCUGUAUUGGGAUCCAGACCAGAUCUAAACGAAUCUUCUGUAGCGAGCUACAACGUCGCUUGCUGUUAUUCUAAACUUAAUCAGUUACAAGCUGGAAUCUCUGCUCUUGAGGAUGCCCUGAAAGCUGGAUUUGAAGACUUUAAGAGAAUUCGAACAGAUCCUGACCUCGCGAAUCUAAGAACAUCUGAGGAAUUUGAGCCUCUACUAAAACGAUUUGACGAGUCAUUCAUCAAUGAGAAUGCAAUCAAUGCAAUCAAGUCUCUAUUCGGAUUCAACAAGAAGUAGGAGCAAUAUGAAAUUCACUUCACACAUGCAUAAGGGACUGGAGUUGGUUUGCAUAUAUAUCAUCUCACUUAAAGCUGACAAAAAAAGGGUUGGCUGAGCCAUCCAGUUUUCACCUGUAUCAAUUUGUUGAUGGUCUUACCUAUGGGAGAGUUUUGGUGAAAUCUUAUAAAUGUAAUGUAAUAUUCAAAGUAUAA